UAUGUUCAUUCCUUCCAAUCCAGAAGCUCUCCCUCUGCUGUGCGCUAGCGGGAGGAGGGCGCACGGUGUCUUUCGCUCCUGCCCACUCUUCUCGUAGUGAUCUGUCUGUUCGUCUUUGCGUCUUGGAGCUGGAAUUUGGGAAGUGGAAAUGCCACUGUUACUUUCACAGUUGGCGUCAAGUCGAAUGAGAGUGACCCUCUGACAUUCUACUCUGUCGGUCAGACAGCGCGCAUCGGGAAAGGGCCGAACCGUUACCGAACGAACGCAGUCAAAAGGAAUAGGAAUUAGGGAUUUUAGACGGGGUAGUAGUGAGUGUAUGAGAUAUUAUUGAAUCUUUUAAGUUUUUUAUUCCACUUUUGAUAUACAAUUAUCAGUUAUCGAUUGAUAGCCUAACUAUUGGGGCACUUUAGGCGUCUGGAUUUUCGUAAUCAACAAUUGUUUUCUGCGAUUGGAUUAUUAUUAUUAUUAUUUUUCUGGGAAAUGGCAAGUUCUUAUUCUGCGAGAGAAACACGACUUUCCGAGGAAAGAGGAAAUAGCCGCUGAAAAAGCUACUAAAGGAUGCUGGCAACCUGAAGCUGUCAGACGAAUUUCUCCUACAUUUCUGAGACAUUUGUUGUUUUGCUUUCAGGACUAUAAAACGGUGGAAAUAUCAAAGUUUAUUUUUAUUUUUUCUUCUUUAUUUUUUUUGGACAGAUUUGUGUGUUUUACACAAUACAAUGAUGUAUUGUGGAUAUAUACUGUUAUUUUCAACCCAACUCAUUGUUGUGGCUCCAUUGAUUCAAAGCGUUGCAGAUAAAUGUGGAGAUAACAUUGAGAUAACCAAUGCAGAUUAUCUCACCUCGACUGGCUAUCCGACCUCAUACCCUCCAUCACAGCAAUGUAUGUGGGUGAUAUCAGCCCCAGAACCGGGCCAGAAGAUACUCAUCAACUUUAACCCUCAUUUUGAUCUGGAGGACCGAGAAUGCAAGUAUGACUAUGUGGAGGUGUUUAACGGUGGGGACGAGAAGGCUCCAACCCUGGGGAAGUUCUGUGGGAAGAUCGCCCCCUCCCCUAUCAUCUCAAGCGGCAGCCAGCUUCUCAUCAAGUUUGUGUCCGACUACGAAACCCACGGGGCUGGAUUCUCCGUACGUUACGAGGUCUUCAAGACAGGGCCUGAGUGCUCCAGAAACUUCACCUCGUCCAAAGGCGUUAUAAAGACGCCAGGCUUCCCAGACAAGUACCCCAACAACCUGGACUGCACCUUCAUGAUCAUCGCCCCCAAGAUGUCCGAGAUCGUGGUGGACUUCGACGCCUUCGACAUGGAGCCUGACACCACCCCUCCACCCGGGGCACUGUGUCGCUACGACUGGCUGGAGAUCUGGGACGGGUUCCCUGCAGUGGGUCCCCACAUCGGGCGGUACUGUGGUAACAGCAGUCCUGGACGGGUCAUCUCCUACACUGGGAUCCUGUCUAUGACCAUCAACACUGACAACGCCAUCGCCAGAGAGGGCUUCUCAGCCAAUUACACUGUCAGAGAGAAGAGCCUGCCACAGGGACAGACACCAGAGGAUUUUAAGUGUGUGGAGGGCCUGGGGAUGGAGUCAGGGGCGAUCACCUCGGAUCAGAUCACUGCCUCCUCACAGUACAACUCUAACUGGUCUCCUGAGCGCUCCAGACUCAACUACAAAGAGAAUGGCUGGACCCCCUCUGAAGACUCCAGCAGAGAGUGGAUUCAGGUGGACCUGGGAUUUCUCCGCUUUGUCUCAGCCGUGGGAACACAGGGCGCCAUCUCCAAGGAAACCAAGAAGGAGUACUUUGUCCGCUCCUACAAAGUGGAUGUGAGCUCCAAUGGAGAGGACUGGGUCACAAUAAAGGAGGGCUCAAAGCAGAAGAUUUUCCAGGGGAACCACAACCCUACAGAUGUGGCCAGGUCGUUCCUGCCCAAGCAGACCCUGGCACGCUACGUCCGCAUCAGACCCAUGUCCUGGGAGACAGGCAUAUGCAUGCGCUUCGAGGUUUACGGCUGCAAGACCUCAGACUACCCCUGUUCAGGCAUGCUGGGGAUGGUCUCCGGACAGAUCUCAGACGCCCAGGUCACUGCGUCGUCGCACGCGGAGCGUGGUUGGGUACCGGAAAACGCCAGGUUGCUGACCGGGAGGUCGGGAUGGACCCAGCAACAGACCAGACAGCCCUUCAGGAACGAGUGGCUGCAGGUGGACCUGGGCCAGGACAAGCUGGUCAGCGGCCUGGUUAUCCAGGGAGGACACCACAGAGACAAGAAUGUGUUCAUGAAGAGGUUCAAGGUGGGUUACAGCAGCAACGGCUCUGACUGGACCAUGGUGAAUGAAGACAACGAUGCCAAGCCUACGAUCUUUAUUGGAAACCAGAACCAUGACACCCCAGAGCUGCGCACGCUGGGCCCUCUGCUUACUCGCUUCCUCAGGGUUUACCCAGAGAGAGCCACCCCCGAGGGCCUGGGCCUCAGACUGGAGCUGCUGGGCUGUGAGAUCCAGGAGCCCACAACUCUCCCACCGACCACGCCUGUAGCGAUCACGUUUGCUGUAACCACAUUCGCUGCCACCACGACCGCGUCUGUGACCACGCCUGCACCGACGUCAGAAGAGUGUGACGACGAGCAGGCCAGCUGUCACAGUGGAACAGGAACAGGAGGGGAGGACUACGACACAACAGGUGACACCACAGUGGCAGACCCUAUCAUGGAGGGAGACCGCAUACCAGAGUACCUGUGGUUUGCGUGUGACUUUGGCUGGGCGGGCAACCCGUCGUUCUGCGGCUGGACACUGGAGACGGAUGCGGGUGCUGGGUGGAUGAUUCAGACCAGCGGGGCCUCUACAGUCCACAAAGGACCCAACCUAGAUCACACAGGAGGUCCAGGAAAUUUCAUCUACAUGCAGCUGGCUGCUGAGACCGAAAGGAAGGAGGAGGAAGCAGAGGAGGAGAGGAUGGAGGAGAGGGUGGCACGCCUAGCCAGCCUGCCCGUCACCGCCCCUGACACAGACCUGUGUGUGUCCUUCUGGUACCACAUGUUCGGGGAGCACGCUGGCACCCUGCACAUCAAACAGAGCAGGGAGACAGAGGAGGGAUGGGCUGAGGCACCACUCUGGACUGUCAGUGGACACCAGGGCAGCCGAUGGAGGGAGGGACGAGUGCUGGUGCCCCACUCUAACACACCCUAUAAGGUGGUGAUUGAGGGAGUGGGAGACAGGAGCACAGGACAUAUCGCGCUGGACAAUAUCAAGAUCCUGGAUGGACUCACAACAGAGGAGUGUAAGGAUCCAGAUAUACCAGAGGCUCCUACGUCCCAGCCAACAGAGAUCUGCAUAUACCCAAUAGACCCAUACUACCCAGCGGUAGUGGAGAACAGCGAGCUGGGUGGCCCAGGCAACAUGCUGAAAACCCUGGACCCCAUCCUCAUCACCAUCAUCGCUAUGAGCGCUCUGGGGGUCUUGCUGGGGGCUAUCUGUGGUGUCGUCCUUUACUGUGCCUGCUCACACGGCCACAUGUCCGACAGCAGGAACUUGUCCGCUCUGGAGAAUUAUAACUUUGAGCUGGUGGACGGAGUCAAGCUAAAGAAGGACAGCAAGCUGAAUGCACAGAACAGCUACUCAGAGGCGUAAGCUAAAGGCGUGAGCUUCCUCUGAGGGAAGGGAGCACAAGCAGCCUCAUUGCUGGAGGAACUAGACCACCGGACGGAGGGUUGGGACCCAAACGGCACCGUAUUCCAUAUAUACUGCACUAUGUAGGGGAUAGGGUGCCCUGUAGUGCACUAUGUAGGGGAUAGGGUGCCAUUUUGGACGCAACCAGCCGUACAGAUGGUAGGAGGUUGUGACCGAGUCAUGAUAUUCUCAGGAGCUGCAGUGAAAGGAAUUUACCAGUAGGGGGCACUGUGUAUAAAGAAAAUGUGUACAGCAAAAAGGAUGAUUUAGUUUUGUGACGUGCUUUGUUUUUAUGUAAUCGGAUGCUGGUGUUGAGACCAAUUAAUAUGAAAGUAUUUAUCAUGUUUUUGUUAUUUUUCUUCUGAAAAUAUAUGAUUUUUCAUUUUUCUUCUGAAGUCAUUACUGUUUCACAGAAAGAAAGAGCAUAAAAACUUUGAUUCCCUAUCCUGACGUGCGGCUGGCUAUUUAGCUGGCCAUGUUAUAUUUCUGUUGUAUGUCUGCAUCGAUUUGUGCAUUUUGUGUGUGUGUGUGUGUGUGUGUGUGUGUGUGUGUGUGUGUGUGUGUGUGUGUGUGUGUGUGUGUGUGUGUGUGUGUGUGUGUGUGUGUGUGUGUGUGUGUGUGUGUGUGUGUGUGUGUGUGUGUGUAUCCAGAGGGGUGCUUGCCCUGGCCCUAGACCUGUGUCUAGUUCCGACAGUGCCUUUUGAAAGUUUGUGUUGCCUUUUCUCUACUGAUUCUGUUCAUAGCAGUACAUAGGCAUCCACUGGUAGAGUCUGAUUCUGUUUUGAUCACAGUAGUACAUAGGCAUCCACUGGUAGAGUCUGAUUCUGUUUUGAUCACAGUAGUACAUAGCAUCCACUGGUAGAGUCUGAUUCUGUUUUGAUCACAGCAGUACAUAGGCAUCCACUGGUAGAGUCUGAUUCUGUUCUGAACAUAAUUAUGUAUAAGCAUCAGCUGGUUAGAGUCUGAUUCUGUUCUGGUCAUAAGAGUGAGUAGGUAUCAGCUGGUUAGAGUCUGAUUCUGUUCUGAUCAUAGAAGUGCGUAGCCAUCGGUUGGUAGAGUCUGAUUCUGUUCUGAUCACAGCAGUACAUAGGCAUCCACUGGUAGAGUCUGAUUCUGUUCUGUACAUAGUUAUGAAUAAGCAUCGACUGGUAGAGUCUGAUUCUGUUCUGGUCAUAAGAGUGAGUAGGUAUCAGCUGGUUAGAGUCUGAUUCUGUUCUGAUCAUAGCAGUGCGUAGCCAUCGGCUGGUAGAGUCUGAUUCUGUUCUGAUCAUAGCAGUAAGUAGGCAUCCACUGGUAGAGUCUGAUUCUGUUCUGAUCAUCAUAGCAGUACAUAGGCAUCGGCUGGGGGAGUCAGAUUGGCAGGACUUCUUGCCAUCCCCAUAGUACAUGACACAUCCAACUUAUUGUACAUAGGUUUUAAUAUAUUUGAGCGGCCUUUUAUAUUAAAAAAAAAUACUAACUGCUGCAGUAUCCUUUCUUUGUGCUCUCUGUAUCAUAGGUGAUGUUGUCUGGAUGUCAUCAUGUAUUUAAUGGGUAUUUUGUGUUGUUAUGUUCCAUUGGUGCUCUCACAAUGCUGCCUGGGAAAAGAGUGUGUUAUUAUGGCCAUUGGUUAUGUUUGCUACAAAGGCCUAACAAGAGAGUGAAGAGCCCAUCGGCUGUGUCUGAAAUGACACCCUAUUCCCUAGAGUGCACUACGUGCCCUGAUCAAUAGUAGUGCACUAUAUAGGGAAUAAUGUGGCAUUUGGGACACAACCAGACAACAGACAUCUCUAGGAGAGAAAAAAUAUGUAUGACACUGCUAUGACAAUACUUGGGACAGUUUCCCAGACACAGAUUAAGAAUCUCUUUGAGAGUGCUUUUUAGUCCUGGACAAGGCUUAAUCUGGGUUCUGGGGAACUGGCCUUACAUGUCUAUGGUAGAAUGAUGGACCUUGCUAGAAUGAAAGAUACUCUUCUGCCAUGCUGUUUUCAUGUACUGUAGCUUACAUCCUAUGUGCUCUCCUUUUGUCUGUAUUGAACGCUAACGUAAAGAGUUCAUGAAAAACGGUGUACUAUAUAAAACGGCGAAAACAUGGAUCCAAGGUUCAAUGAAGGGAUGUAAUGUAGCUAUACCGUAUAUUCCUUCGGCCGGGGUCUAUCUGAGCUUCUAUGUUUCCUUCAUUCAGGGAACCUAGUUAGACAGCUGCUUCAUGGUUCUGCUUUGAACUCUUAAUGGUAUUCCAUAUUCCAUAGGAUUAGAAUCAUUGGAAUUAGAAUGAGUCAUUCCUGUAACUAUGGUUCCACCACUCAAAAAUGUAAGGGCCUAAUGUUUUGGUGUGGUCCUCUUCAAUAGGAAAGGAUGCUGCAGCAAUAGAUGUGAAAACAAUGUUGCACUGAUAUAUUUAAAAGAUCUUUGUGUUGUUUAUGAUAUUGUUUUGUGAAAAAAAGAGAGAGAGAGAAAGCGAGAGAAGGAUAAGACAGUGUUACAGAUAACUAUUUUAUAUGGUUUCAGAUAACAUGAUAUAAUUCUGAAAUGUACAAUUAUGGAGAUGUUUUUCAUUGUUGAAAAAGCUAUACACGUCUCUUUACUUACGUAAUGUUUAUAUUUAGUUGGUAUGUUAUAUCACCUUAUGUUUUUGUACUGUCACAAAUGUCUGUGCCAUUUUUUCUACAAAAUGUUUUUUUUUCCAAUACUGCUAAAUGUAAUUUGCCAUCCCAGAUAUAAAAAAAGAAAAAAAAAGAAAAAAUGAUUAAGCAGUUAAGGCCUUAUUGACUGAGAUAAUUAUGUUUCUAUACUUGGACCCAAAUGUCCGCAUUCCCUACACUGUGCAAUACCUUUGUCCAGGGCCCACAGGGCUUUGGUCAAAAGUAGUGCACUUUAAAGGGAAUAGGGUUCCAUUUGACUCCCUGGUCAGCUUCAAUACCUAUGUUGUCUCUGACUGAUCAAUGACUACUACAUUCCAAAGAAUUGGAUCAAAUAAAUGUUUGAAUAAGA
Salvelinus fontinalis (brook trout) is the source of this 6629-nucleotide messenger RNA. RefSeq names its product neuropilin-1a-like. The transcript is spliced from 18 exons. Lineage: Eukaryota; Metazoa; Chordata; Actinopteri; Salmoniformes; Salmonidae. The coding region runs from base 717 to 3617 and encodes 966 amino acids. The record is from RefSeq and is a predicted model, not a curated record. Gene Ontology annotation, molecular function: vascular endothelial growth factor receptor activity; semaphorin receptor activity. Gene Ontology annotation, cellular component: membrane. Gene Ontology annotation, biological process: angiogenesis; axon guidance; vascular endothelial growth factor signaling pathway.